AGUUUUCAGUUUACAUUUUGUAUUUCCGUUGUAAACAAUGUCUGGCGGUACAAAUUUUAAAGAGAAAACAGUUCAGAAUAUUUUACUUCAGUUUUUCAAAGAUGAAAAAUUAAAAAUAAAUGCAGAGGCCUUGAGUCUUAUGACAGAACUCCUAAACAUUUUUGUUUCAGAAGCAGUAUUGAGAACAAUCAAGGAAGCAAAGAAAGAUCACCAAGACCAGAUACCAAUUGAUUAUUUUGAGAAGAUUUUGCCUCAGUUGUUACUGGAUUUUUAAAGAUUGACACAGCAGUUGAUACAUGUCAUUUAUAAUUAAUAAAAUUAUGUAAAAACAUUAAA
Molecule: messenger RNA, 336 nt
Organism: Magallana angulata
Lineage: Eukaryota; Metazoa; Mollusca; Bivalvia; Ostreida; Ostreidae
Product: centromere protein X-like
Exons: 6
Coding region: 38-274 (78 amino acids)
Biological process (GO): kinetochore assembly; DNA repair; replication fork processing
Cellular component (GO): Fanconi anaemia nuclear complex; FANCM-MHF complex
Source: RefSeq, a predicted model, not a curated record